UCAGAAUAACAUGAUUCUUUUCAUAUAUAACGGUGUAGAUGCGGCAGAGUUGCCCACCCCGUCGUAACACCCCCCAGGCAUAAUCAUCCAUGACCAUUUCUGAGUCGUCAACAGGCAUGCCACUGGAUGCCGCUACUUUGAUGUCAACAAUUUUGGAAGGCAUCCUAUAUGGCUUUUCAGUCCUUAUGUUUAUAGGUACCAUAUGGAUAUUCACAUACAAACGUCGCAUGCGGGACGCCAGGCCUACUAUUGUGGUUGCCACCCUGUUGUUCCUACUGAGUACUGUGCACAUGGUCAUUUGCAUCAUUUACGUUGAAAACGGACUGGUGAAGUAUAGCGACACGUUUCCGGGCGGUCCAGUGGCGUACUUCGCAGACCUUCUUCAACCAAUGUUUGUGGUGAAGAAUGCGAUACUUGUCUUGCAAACUCUUCUCGGCGAUGGGGUAGUGAUAUAUCGGUGUUACGUUGUUUGGCAAUCUGUCCGGAUUAUCAUCCUACCUUGCAUAAUGUGGUGCGGUGUCGCAGUGUUUGGUGUCUGUAUGGUCUACAGCAUGUCCCAACCGGCUAACAAUUCAAAUUUUUUCCUCAACGCGACCACACAAUGGAUCACGACAUUCAUUUCCUUCACAAUGGCAACUAAUUUGUUGAGUUCAGGGUUACUGGCAUAUCGCGUCUGGACGAUCGAACGCAAAGUCUCUGCAACUCGCGCUACGAAAAACAACAUACCCAUAUUGCGUGUGUUUGUGGAUGCCGCUAUUUUGUACUCUGCGGCGGUGUGCUGUUCGCUCAUCUCUUUCGUUUGCUCGAGCAGUGGAAUGUAUGUUAUGGCAGACCUGGUCAUCCCGAUCAUUCCGAUUGCCUUUUAUAUGGUGUUUAUUCGCAUCGCGAGCAGUCAAAACAAUCAAACUUACGCCCAGACGGUCCGCGGUGGGAUAACUGAGACAGAACGAAGAAAUUCGCGUUAUCCUGUGCAGCCUUCGCACACUAUCAGAUUACACAAACAGAACAGUAAUACUUCCUUGACCGAUAGUCCAAAAGUGUAAGGAUAGUUUCAUCUCUAGCGAUAGCGAGGUGCGAACACCUUAUUCUACGUAAUUCUCUUUCCUUUUCCUAUACUCUUCACCGUUUCACAAUAUUGUCACACGUUUAUUUAU
Molecule: messenger RNA, 1154 nt
Organism: Suillus plorans
Lineage: Eukaryota; Fungi; Basidiomycota; Agaricomycetes; Boletales; Suillaceae
Exons: 7
Coding region: 90-1043 (317 amino acids)
Source: RefSeq, a predicted model, not a curated record